This is a messenger RNA of Naegleria fowleri, 432 nucleotides long. RefSeq lists its product as uncharacterized. NCBI's taxonomy places the organism in Eukaryota, Heterolobosea, Eutetramitea, Acrasida, Naegleriidae. Bases 1 to 432 code for a protein of 143 amino acids. The record is from RefSeq and is a predicted model, not a curated record. The transcript has a single exon.
AUGAGUAAUUACGAAGUUAGUCCAACGAUGGUUCGGAGAGCUCUCUAUAUUUACUACUCGUGUUUGACUGGACAUUUGUUGGAUCCUGUAAGAGCAUCAAAAUUAGCUUCGUGUGUGGAGUCAUUACAAACAAAGGAUCAUAUAUUUAAAUGUAAAGAUGAAAUUUUGCAGAAUAAGGUUUUUGUGGAGACAAAAGUUUUGGAUCAAGUUUGGCAAAUUGAAAAUAGGAAAUACAAUUUAGAGGAAAAGAUACCAAAAUGUGAUGCCAAGUGUUCUGAAUGGUUUUAUAAACUGGGGCUGUGCAAUAGAUUUUUGAAAGCAAGACGUAUAAAGAAGGAGACAGAUGUUGCCUUCAGUGAGGCAGCAGAAACAGAAAUUGAAGAAGGAAAGAAGUAUUAUGCUGUCUGUGAUGAAUUUAAAAGAAGGCUGUAA